CUCCUUGACCACCCUCUCCUCUCCUCUCCUCUCCUGCACGCAGACGAGAUCGAGACGUGGAGUCUUUCACACAGAAAAGUGAGAGAAAUGACAGUAUUUGGGAACUCCGGCGCCGUAUUUCUAGCCGGAAAACAGGUGUUUCCAGUUGAUUACCAGGCAGAGGUUUCACAGAAACUCGUCGAUGCUUCGCAUAAUAAUGAUUUAAAACUGGCACUUCAGUGUCUUGAAGAUCCUUUUGUGGACGUCAACUUCAUCGGAACUGUCAGCUUGAAGUCAAAGAAGACUGAAGUCUUGUUGCACGAUGAGGCGGCACAUGAAGUUCAUGUUGAAUACGAGGAGUUCAAGACCGACGUUACUGCUCUCUUCCUCGCCGCUCAUGCCGGGAAUUUAACUCUUGUCAGAAAGUUACUGAGUCAUGGAGCCAAUGUAAAUCAGAAACUGUUUCGAGGCUAUGCCACAACAGCAGCGAUAAGGGAGGGGCAUUUGGAUAUAUUAGACGUUCUAGUGAAAUCUGGGGCAUCUCAGGAGGCAUGCGAGGAGGCUUUAUUAGAGGCAAGCUACCUUGGGCAGGCCAGGCCUGCAGAGCUGCUCAUAGGAUCUGACUUGAUACGCCCACAAGUUGCUGUUCAUGCACUUGUAUCUGCAUGCAGUAGAGGGUUUUCCAAUGUAGUCGACACACUCGUCAAGUGUGGAGUAGAUGCCAGUGCAAUCGAUAGGGUUCUGCUUCGAUCUUCUAAGCCACCACUUCAUGCUAACGUUGACUGCAAUGCACUUGCUGCCGCCAUUGUUAGUAGACAGAUCUCUGUUGUUAGAUUGCUGCUGCAGGUUGGAGUUGGGACGGACAUGAAGGUGAGACUGGGAGCCUGGUCUUGGGACAUGGAUACCGGGGAAGAAUUCCGAGUUGGUGCAGGACUAGCUGAAGCGUAUUCAAUCACCUGGUGUGCUGUGGAGUAUUUUGAAGCCAGUGGUGCUAUAUUGCGCAUGCUCCUUCAGCACCUCUCUCCUAACAUCCCUCACUUUGGGAGAACUCUCAUCCAUCAUGCCAUUCUAUGCAGUAAUGCACGAGCAGCAGAAGUGUUACUACAUUGCGGUGCAGAUAAAGAACUUCCAGUGAAAACAACUUUGAAAAAUGAUUUACGUCCUGUGCAUUUAGCUGCACGGCUUGGAACACUGAAAGUUCUUGAACAGCUGGUCUUUGCUAGCUGUGAUCUCAACUCAAGAACAGAUUCCGGAGAAACAGCCUUAAUGAUAUGUGCUAGGUACAGGCAAGAAGAGUGCCUAAAAGUUCUUGUCUCAGCUGGUGCUGAUCUUGGUCUGGUUAAUUCAGCUGGUCUGUCUGCUAGCUCAGUAGCAAGGUCAGCUAGAUGGGCUCUUGGCUUUCAGCAAGCUGUGAUAGAUGUGAUUCGAGACGGGAAGAGUGCCAAGUCAAGCAAUGCUGCAGUGUUUUCCCCUUUAAAGUGUGUGGUUCAAGCAAAUGCUGUUGAGGCCCUGAAAAAACUUCUUGAGCAGUCCUAUAUUGAUCUUGAUGAACAAGAUGAUGAUGGAUUCUCUGCUGCCAUGACUGCAGCAGCUAAUGGUUACAUCGAGGCUUUCCGGUUGCUUGUCUAUGCCGGAGCUAAUAUAAAGCUUCAGAACAGAUUUGGUGACACGGCAAUCAGCCUAUCAGAGUUAAACCAACAUGGCGAGGCAAUUGAAAAGGUGAUGAUAGAGUAUGCACUCAAAGAGGGAUAUAACUAUUCCGCCAGCAUUCAUGCUCUACAUCGUGCAGCACGCAGGGGUGACUUAGAUUUGGUUUGUAUGUUAGCUAGAAAGGAUCAUGAUGUCAAUGCAUCUGAUGGCGAUGGAUACACUCCACUAAUGCUAGCUGCAAGGGAAGGGCAUGGUAAGGUGUGUGAGCUUCUAAUCUCUCGUGGGGCUCAAUGCGAUAUUGAGAACGAAAGAGGUGAAACUGCACUGUCUCUUGCAAUGAAGAAUGGUUAUAAAAACGAGGCAGAGCAUGUAAUAUUGGAUGAGCUUUCUCGACAACUUGUUCUGGAGGGGAAUCGUGUCAAGAAGCACAUAAAGUGUGGAAAAGGGGCUCCUCAUUACAAAUUAUUGAGGAUGGUAGAUUCUUCUGGGGCUCUGCGAUGGGGAAAGUCAAGCAAGAGAAACGUAGUUUGCAAGGGUGCUGAGGUUGGUCCAAGCACAAAAUUUCGCUGGAAUCGCCGUAAAAAGCUUGACGUUGAGGACCCAGGAAUGUUCCAUGUGAUAACCACAAAGAACAAGGAGGUGCACUUUGUAUGUGAAGGUGGGGUUGAAAUGGCCGAACUGUGGGUGAGGGGAAUCAAGCUGAUCACGAGAGAAGCCAUUUUUGGCAAGAAAAAAGAGUGACCUUUGGAUCGUAAAUAAAAUAAAAUGCUUUGCUGCAUGUUUACGAAAAUAGG
Messenger RNA from Populus euphratica (Euphrates poplar), 2423 nucleotides. RefSeq names its product ankyrin-3-like. NCBI's taxonomy places the organism in Eukaryota, Viridiplantae, Streptophyta, Magnoliopsida, Malpighiales, Salicaceae. Bases 88 to 2370 code for a protein of 760 amino acids. The transcript is spliced from 4 exons. The record is from RefSeq and is a predicted model, not a curated record. Gene Ontology annotation, molecular function: protein binding.